AAGGUUAAUUUAGAUGUUACUCUCAUUAUGUCUUUCUUGCGGGGGAUUCAUUUAUCACGUUUGUUUACGAGUAUUUUGGUUUAAGUAAAGACACAGGGCUCUAAUUUGCAAUAUAACGUUUAUUUGUUAUAAAUAUUAUUUUCAUUUAAAACAUGUACGCCACUGAGCCACGAGGGCAGCUAAAGCUUAGUAGUAUCCAUUCAAGAUUAACGUUGAAGAGGGAAUACCGGAACGACUAAGAGGCAACUUGGCUGCAUAUGGACAGAGGUAUCCUUGGCGAGUGUUGGUUUCUGGACUGAAGGCCGCAGAUAUUGAACAACUGAACCGUUUUGCAUCUGGAGGGUAUUGUGAUGAGUCGACCAUUGUUUAUAUGCAACAUCCAUGUGUUAUAUUGACUGCAUUGGAAGUGUUAGACCACUUAUAUUGAAGUUAACAAUGGCAAAGCAUGUAUCGUGCGAGAACCACAAUGACACCUGUAAAUGUAAGGGUGGAAUUGCUGCACAAUCGUUAGAUGAGAUGGAGUUUGAGAGGGGGAUAUGGAGCGCAGCCCAGUAUGGGGAAUUGGAAAGAGUUAAAAUGUUGAUUGAGAACGGAAGGUGUAAACCUGAUCAAAAAGAUUCUGCUGGCUACACGGCGCUCCAUUAUGCGGCAAGAAACGGCCAUUCGGAUAUUUGUAAAUAUUUAUUAGAAAAGGGAGCGGAUAUAAAUGCCACCACGCGGUCCGGACAGGCUACCGCUUUGCUCAGAGCAUGCUCAGCAGGAAAAACCGAUAUAGUGGCCCUUCUCCUUUCGUCCAAAGCAGAUGUAACGAAACAAGACAGCGAUGGAAAAACCGCUUUGCAUAGGGCCGCCGAAAAUAAGCAUAAAGCGAUAUGUGACAUUUUAAUAUCUCGGUUUCCUGAUAUUAAAGAUAUCCCGGACCUGAAGGGAAAUCUGCCGCCUAUUUAUUGAUUUUUUCACUUUAUUUGUAAAUUUAUAGGAAGCUUAACUUAAUGUAUCUAAAUAUAUUUGAUCAAUGAA
Messenger RNA from Anthonomus grandis grandis, 1020 nucleotides. RefSeq names its product ankyrin repeat domain-containing protein 39-like. The record is from RefSeq and is a predicted model, not a curated record. The transcript is spliced from 5 exons. NCBI's taxonomy places the organism in Eukaryota, Metazoa, Arthropoda, Insecta, Coleoptera, Curculionidae. Gene Ontology annotation, molecular function: protein binding. The coding region runs from base 382 to 951 and encodes 189 amino acids.